CGUCGUUGAAAAGGAAAAGUGUAACUACAGGUCUCAACCCAGCCUGUCCUGCAUAGUUGUCACCCAUGAUGUGGGAACUCCGCUCUGUGGCCUUCACUCGAGCUGUCCUUGCUGAAUUCCUAGCCACGCUCCUCUUCAUCUUCUUCGGCCUGGGCUCAGCUCUGAACUGGUCUCCUUCCCCACCAAGCAUCCUCCAGAUCUCCUUUGCAUUUGGCUUGGCCAUUGGUACCUUGGUUCAAGCAGUGGGGCAUGUCAGUGGGGCCCAUAUUAACCCCGCAGUGACAGUAGCAUGCCUGGUGGGAUCCCAGGUCUCCCUCCUCAGGGCCAUCUUCUACAUGGUGGCACAGAUCCUAGGAGCUGUGACGGGGGCUGCCGUCCUGCAUCAAAUCACUCCACCUCAUAUCCGUGGGAGCUUGGCCGUCAACAGGGUGCAAAAUAACACAACAUCAGGGCAGGCUGUCACCAUGGAGCUUUUCCUCACCCUUCAAUUGGUUCUGUGCAUUUUUGCCUCCACUGAUGAUCGCAGGACCGGCAACCUGGGAUCCCCAGCUUUGUCCAUUGGUUUCUCCGUCGUCCUGGGUCACCUCCUUGGGAUCUACUACACUGGCUGUUCCAUGAAUCCUGCUAGAUCUUUUGCCCCUGCUGUGAUUGUUGGUGAAUUUGACGACCACUGGGUCUUCUGGCUGGGUCCCAUGGCUGGAGCAGUGGUGGCUUCCUUGCUCUACAAUUAUGCUCUCUUCCCUCAUGCAAAGACUCUCUCAGAGAGGCUAGCAAUCUUCAAAGGCUAUGAGCCAGAAGAGGACUGGGAAGAGCGUGAAGUUCGCAGAAGGCAAUCAAUGGAGCUGCACUCUCCCCAGACCUUGCCUCGGGGAGUGAUGGAAAAAGUCUAAACCAGCCCUGAGAACCAGUAAAAGGAGCAGGUUAUAGCUAACCAUGUUCUUCUGAGCCAAAUAUGCAACCGUAUAUGCUACAGAUACAGUGUGUGUAUCAAGCCCCUCCUGGGACGGUAUGGAUGUUCAUCUGUUGUGGACAUCCAAAUGUGUAUCCGUUUUCUCCUCAAAUUGUAAAAGAUGUACCUUUUGCUCCAAAGCAUGCUGUUAAAGAGCUUUAAGGCAGUUGAUCUAUAUCAACAGGAGCACAUAGCACCAAGGUGUACAUGCUGAUGAAAGAGUCAAGUGAAGUUUAUUUUUCUUCCCUGGUCCAAAUUACCUAAAUUUCUCAUGAGUUCUCCAGAAUUCUGCAUGAAGAAUUCUGCUGGAAACUAUCUCUGUAUCUAUCUCUCUAUCUCUAUCUCUCUAUCUCUCUAUCAUUAUCUCUCUCUCUCUCUCUCUCUCUCUUUAUCUAUCAUCUAUCUCGUUGGGGUAUGUAGUCCCCUCCAGGCACUAGCAAUUGCAGUUUCUGGAGAUAAUAACGGCAUCCAGAAUGAUGGCCUGGAAAAUUCAGGAAACAGAAACAUUACACUCCUAAGUCUGUAUACUUGGAAACAGAUUGCACUUUCAUUAUAUACUUCAAAGUGCACAAGCUUACAUAGUAGCUCUAGGCUGCAAUCCUACACAUACUCCCUAGGGAGUGAAGCCCAUGGAAUAAAAUGAGAUUUCAGUAAGUAUGCCUAGGAUUGUACUGCCCAUCUCAUAGAUGUCAGCCUUAUAAUUUUACUCCUCAGCCAAUUUCUCACUGUGGGUCCCUUCUCUAUGGUUUUAUAUAUUAAAAUGCAGUGUAGUGCUUGUGCUGAAUUUUAGAUCAAACAAUUAUUGCAAUAUAAGAUCAAAUCUACUUGCUGCAGCCACAUUCACUUUUUUUAAUCAAAGUGUUUGUAACAAACCUCCUGUGCAUCAUUAUGUUGAGUUUUUUCUCCAGGCUUUCUUAAAUUACACCUUCAUUAAAAUGUUCAGAUGGUGGGAGGAUAUCUUUUUGCAAAAUCAAAAUGAACAAAACAAGCCCUGACUAGAUUUGGCCUUGGCCACCUUUCCCAACUGCAAUUUUCUUUACAAAGCAACUUGGGAGUUCAUCGUAAAUGGUUUGAUUAUUAUGCAAGCUUCUUUUUUUCAUUGUUGUACAUGUUGCCAUUCAUUUUACAAAGCUUAAAGCAUGUUGCCUUAGAUCAUUUUUCCAAACAAUGUCUGAAUAGCAUUCUUUAAGGACAUUCGAUCUUAAAAAAUUGAAGCACUUUUCACACUUGAUUUUUAUUAUUGUUGUUGUUGUUGUUAUUGUUAUUAUUAUUUGCAUCAUGUGUUUGGCAUAACAUGUCUUCGAUUCUGCGGGUUGAUAUGCACUCAGCCUUAUUGAACUGCCUAAUACAAAUGCCUCAUACCUAAUGUCUUCUGGAUGUGGGGUAAGUAGUGGAGGGAUGAAUCAGAAGCUGUGCAAUAAAACUGAUGCUAUAAAGCAUUACAUUGGGGAAAAAAAGUGGGUGAUUAAUUUCAGGUGCUUCUAUAUGAGCCCUUUUCUCUGGCAUGGACAGUUUUUUCUCACUAAUUAAUUCCU
Python bivittatus (Burmese python) is the source of this 2484-nucleotide messenger RNA. RefSeq names its product aquaporin 2 (gene AQP2). Gene Ontology annotation, molecular function: water channel activity. NCBI's taxonomy places the organism in Eukaryota, Metazoa, Chordata, Lepidosauria, Squamata, Pythonidae. Gene Ontology annotation, cellular component: plasma membrane; apical plasma membrane. The record is from RefSeq and is a predicted model, not a curated record. Gene Ontology annotation, biological process: transmembrane transport; water transport.